CGCCGGUCCAACGAUGCGGCACAUCCUGCCGGCGUAUUGCUUCUCAUGGAGACCAACCAGCAACAUCCGCAUGGCUCAGCUAGACGUAACGUUGAAUCCGGCAAUCACUACAGAGCGGGUUUAAUGGAGAACGCGGAGCCGCGCCACUGAAAACAAUCCAUUAAGCGACCAUGCGACCAGUCCAAUUGCUCUCCCCCACCUUGACGGGCUGUGGCGGGGUAGAGUUGGAGACUGUUAUAAAAAGCUGGGUGCCAUCCCCUCCAUGACGCAACACACACGGCCCGUACAGUCAAUCCAUCCUUAGAGCAGCAAAAUCGUUAUUAUGGCUUCUUCUACUCCCUUUACAAUCAAAUGGGGCAUCAUGGCCACCGGUGGCAUCGCUCAGACUUUCUGCAAAGAUCUUCUGACCGACCCUGCAAGCCGUGACGUCCACGACAUUCGUCACGAAAUCGUCGCCGUCUCUUCCUCGACCUCUGCCGAACGCGCCGCCGAAUUCAUCAAGAAGAUUGACGGCCCCUCGUCCGCCAAAACCUACGGCUCAUACACCGAGCUUGUUGCAGACCCCAACGUUGACAUCAUCUACGUUGCAACCCCUCACGGCCACCACUUCCAAAACACCAUGCUUGCUCUCGAGGCUGGCAAGAAUGUUCUUUGUGAAAAGGCCUUCACUGUUACUGCUUCCCAGACCAAGAAGCUUAUCGCAAAGGCGCAGGAGAAGAACCUGUUCCUGAUGGAGGCCGUUUGGGUUCGUUAUUUCCCCAUCAGCAUUAAGAUCCGCCAGAUGAUCAAAGACGGCGUCAUUGGCCACGUUCACAGAACCAUUGCCGACUUGUCAUUUGGCGAAGGAGACGAAAACGGCAUCGUGAGCUUCCCCGACACCCACCGCAUGGUUAACCUCGAUCUUGCCGGCGGUGCGCUGCUCGACCUUGGCAUCUACUCCCUCACAUGGCUGUUCCAAACACUCUACCACGUUCAGCCCGAAGCCGAAAAGGAAGCCCCGCAAGUGGUCUCGUCCAUCAACAAGUACAGAACCGGUGCGGACGAAACCACCGCCAUGAUUGUCAACUUCCCGCAACACAAGAGCAUGGGUAUCGCCACUACAUCUAUCCAGGUCGGCACCGACCCCGACGGCGUUGGCUCCGCUGGCCCUGCCAUCCGCAUCCAGGGCAGCAAGGGUGAGAUCCAGCUGGCCGGCCCCGCGUACCGACCCCUCCAGUAUAAGCUUAUCCUCAAGGAUGGAGACAACAAGGUACAGACUGUCGAGUACCCCAUCCCCAAGGACACCAAGCGUGACUGGGGCCACGGUAUGUUCUGGGAGGCCGAUGAGUGCGCUCGCUGUCUCCGCGACGGUAAGAAGCAGAGCGACACCAUGCCCUGGAGCGAGAGCAUUGCCAUCAUGGAAGUCAUGGACAAGACGCUCACCGAUGGCGGCGUCCAGUACCCCGAACUCAUCACCACCGAUGUCUACGAUGCCAAGAGCCCCCUUAACACUGGCAACCAAUGAUUUCCGCAUCAGACGUUACAAAAAUAAGAAGAUGGCGCAGCUACUCUACUACUAGUUAAUUCAUACAAACCCCCCCUAAUUCGAGAAAUACUCAGUACACUCCUACACACACCCCUGUGGCGCAAUGGGACGUGAAACACCCCUAGACCGCGGCGAUGCCGGGCCUCAAGUACCGCGCAUGAACCGUAUAAUUCUCCGUCCGAACCACCGCCAAUCGGACAUUUCCGGCACCUGUAAGAUGCGCUCGGCCGUUCGAGAAAAUAAAAGAACAUGCGGGACAGCUUAUUCGGUAAAAAUAGAUUUCUUGCAUGUGGACACACACCCUGUGUUCAAUGCUUCGCGUGCAUCGGGGAUAAGCCUGUUUGACCUGCAAACUCGCAGAUGAGCCGUUCAUGCAAGACGCAUUGGCAGAUCGAAACAGGGCAAGCAAAUUAUUUGAAAUAGAACAUUGUCAGCGGUUAAACAAAGCAUGACACGAACUGCGUUUACAAAAUACCCAGUGUCUGGUUCCGCAUAAACUACAGGUCGUCCGUCCGUGGGUGAGCACAGACGCGUUCAGCAAUAUGCAACCUGCAAAUCCCUAGAGAUCGGGUGCAGCACCCAUCCAUAGUGAAGUAAUUACCUGUGCGCAUGUUCCUUUAUUUUCCCGUGUAUUCUUUUGUUGCACCUCGCAUAUGCAUAGAGCGGCUCUCGCCCUAACGCCGCCGCAACAGUGCGGUGAUGUCGCCCGCUAGCAGCGUCCCGACCCCACCAGCC
This is a messenger RNA of [Torrubiella] hemipterigena, 2260 nucleotides long. NCBI's taxonomy places the organism in Eukaryota, Fungi, Ascomycota, Sordariomycetes, Hypocreales, Clavicipitaceae. The record is from the annotation of a GenBank genome assembly.